Messenger RNA from Manis javanica (Malayan pangolin), 3199 nucleotides. It is a transcript of the gene CMTR1, whose product is annotated as cap methyltransferase 1. Gene Ontology annotation, cellular component: cytoplasm; nucleus. Gene Ontology annotation, biological process: 7-methylguanosine mRNA capping; methylation. Lineage: Eukaryota; Metazoa; Chordata; Mammalia; Pholidota; Manidae. The record is from RefSeq and is a predicted model, not a curated record. Gene Ontology annotation, molecular function: nucleic acid binding; methyltransferase cap1 activity; protein binding.
CAUCAAUCCGCGCGGCCAGCAGGGCGGGACCCGAGCGCGACAGCGCGGCCGGCGGACCCAGGCUAGCUUGUGGGGAAACGAAACUGAGGGAGGUGGCGGCGGCUCUGGCAGCGGCAGGGCCAGGCCUGGUGGCGGCAGCAACGGCAGCCUGACGCCCACCCCGCUCCGCUCCCUGGCAGCUCACCCUCUCCCCUCAGCUAACCAUGAAAAGGAGGAGUGAUCCAGAAUGCACUGCUCCAAUCAAGAAGCAGAAGAAGAGAGUUGCAGAGCUUGCCCUGAACCUCAGCUCUACAUCUGAGGAUGAGCCUCCCUCUUCUAUCAAUCAUGCAGCAAAAGCAUCUACCAAAAGCCUUAGUGGGUCUGACAGUGAGACUGAGGGGAAGCAGCACUGCUCCGACUCUUUUGAUGCGUUCAAAGCAGACUCUCUUGUGGAGGGAACUUCUUCUCGCUAUUCCAUGUAUAAUAGCGUCUCUCAGAAGCUUAUGGCUAAGAUGGGCUUCAAGGAAGGCGAAGGAUUGGGUAAAUACAGCCAGGGUCGGAAGGACAUCGUUGAGGCGUCUAAUCAAAAAGGUAGAAGAGGCUUGGGUCUGACACUGCAAGGCUUUGACCAAGAAUUGAAUGUGGACUGGCGAGAUGAACCAGAGCCCAGUGCCUGUGAGCAGGUGUCAUGGUUCCCAGAAUGUACCACCGAAAUUCCUGACACUCAGGAGAUGAGCGAUUGGAUGGUUGUGGGAAAGAGAAAGAUGAUUAUUGAAGAUGAAACAGAGUUUUGUGGGGAAGAGCUACUCCACAGCAUGUUGCAGUGUAAGAGUGUGUUUGAUGUCCUGGAUGGGGAGGAAAUGCGGCGAGCUCGGACCCGGGCCAAUCCCUAUGAGAUGAUCCGAGGAGUUUUCUUCCUAAACAGGGCGGCAAUGAAGAUGGCUAACAUGGAUUUUGUGUUUGAUCGCAUGUUUACAAAUCCACGGGACUCUUAUGGGAAGCCCCUGGUGAAGGACCGGGAAGCCGAGCUUCUAUAUUUUGCUGAUGUCUGCGCAGGCCCAGGUGGUUUCUCAGAGUAUGUGCUGUGGAGGAAGAAGUGGCACGCAAAGGGAUUUGGGAUGACUCUGAAGGGCCCUAAUGACUUCAAGUUGGAGGACUUCUACUCGGCCUCCAGUGAGCUCUUUGAACCCUACUAUGGCGAGGGUGGGAUCGAUGGAGAUGGAGAUAUCACCCGUCCAGAGAACGUCACUGCUUUUCGGAAUUUUGUCUUGGAUAACACAGACCGCAAGGGUGUCCACUUUCUGAUGGCUGAUGGGGGCUUCUCAGUGGAGGGGCAGGAGAACCUUCAGGAGAUCCUCAGCAAGCAGCUGCUGCUCUGUCAGUUUCUCAUGGCACUAUCUGUUGUCCGGACAGGAGGCCACUUCAUCUGUAAAACCUUUGACCUGUUCACCCCAUUCAGCGUGGGGCUCAUCUACCUGUUGUACUGCUGCUUUGAACGAGUAUGUCUCUUUAAGCCAAUUACCAGCCGUCCUGCCAACUCAGAGAGGUACGUGGUGUGCAAGGGCCUGAAGGUGGGCAUAGAUGAUGUGCGGGAUUACCUCUUCUCAGUCAAUAUUAAACUCAACCAGCUGCGCGACACUGAUUCUGAUGUCAACCUUGUGGUCCCCUUGGAAGUGAUUAAGGGAGACCAUGAAUUUACUGACUACAUGAUGCGGUCCAACGAGAGCUACUGUAGUCUUCAGAUCAAAGCUCUGGCCAAAAUCCAUGCCUUUGUUCAAGACACGACCCUGAGUGAGCCUCGGCAGGCAGAGAUCCGGAAAGAGUGCCUCCGACUUUGGGGGAUCCCAGACCAGGCUCGAGUUGCUCCUUCUUCUUCAGACCCAAAAUCCAAGUUCUUUGAGCUCAUCCAGGGCACUGAGAUUGACAUCUUCAGCUAUAAGCCCACACUGCUCACUUCCAAAACCCUGGAGAAGAUCCGCCCUGUGCUUGACUACCGCUGCAUGGUGUCUGGCAGCGAACAGAAGUUCCUCAUUGGUCUGGGGAAGUCCCAGAUCUACACAUGGGAUGGCCGCCAGUCAGACCGCUGGGUCAAGCUGGACCUGAAGACAGAGCUGCCCCGGGACACUCUGCUCUCUGUGGAGAUUGUCCAUGAGCUGAAAGGGGAGGGAAAGGCCCAGCGGAAGAUUAGUGCCAUCCACAUCCUUGAUGUCCUUGUGCUGAAUGGCAGUGAUGUGAGGGAGCAGCAUUUUAACCAAAGAAUUCAGCUUGCAGAGAAAUUUGUGAAAGCUGUUUCCAAGCCCAGUCGGCCUGACAUGAAUCCCAUCAGGGUGAAAGAGGUAUACAGGCUGGAGGAGAUGGAGAAGAUUUUUGUCAGGUUAGAAAUGAAGAUCAUCAAGGGCUCCAGUGGCACACCGAAGCUCAGCUACACAGGGCGGGAUGACCGGCACUUUGUGCCCACUGGCCUCUACAUCGUCAGGACAGUGAAUGAACCAUGGACCAUGGGAUUCAGCAAAAGCUUCAAAAGAAAGUUCUUCUACAACAAGAAAACCAAGAUCUCUACCUUUGACCUCCCUGCAGACUCCAUUGCUCCAUUUCACAUCUGCUACUAUGGCCGGCUCUUCUGGGAAUGGGGGGAUGGCAUCCGUGUGCAUGACUCCCAGAAGCCCCAGGAUCCAGACAAGUUGUCCAAGGAGGAUGUCCUCUCUUUCAUCCAGACGCACAGCGCCUGAGGACCCCACCCUGCCAGAUGCCCCGUUGUGCCCUGAGUCAGGGCGCUUUGCAUGGGGCCCACAGCGCUGGUUCCUCCCCGUCUUGGGAAGGGACUGGGAGCAGUCACUGCAGCCUGGCCUUGGGGGUGGGGCUCUUCUCCCCAUCUUCCCCAGAACUCAGUCGGGGGCCUUCAGAGGACACUCACACGUUCCUUCUGGGACAUCUGGACCUCUCUCCCUGGAGACCUGCCUGGGAAUACAGGAUGCUGCUCCUCCAGCAGGUUGGAGGUCAGAGCCCGGGGCACAAGGGGCCAGUGGAGGACGUCAGCGGCAGGGGCGGUCUGCUCCCAUAUCCUGUACUCACUUUUCUGAGUUCUGUGUACUGCCCUGAGGGUGGCAUGCACCCUGCUUUGCCCACCUUUUUAUUGGGCCAACCCUGAGUGGGUGGAAGCCCACUGUCGUGAGCUGGCCAGGAGCAGCUGCUGUACAAAUCAAGGUUUUGUUUUUUUGAA